AUGAGGCAGUACAAAAAAUCCAUUAUUGCCACGAUCGUGAUCGCGGUGGUCGCGAUCUGGUGUCAAACAACGGUAAACGCUCAGUUCUAUAGCUUAAGCUUCGGGACGGACGAAAGCUACAACACUGCACCGGUACAGCCGGCCCCAACCGGACCGACGCAGCAGGAAAUCCGUAUCCAAAAGGUGACACCACUCGAGGCGAUGAUCGACAAGACAAAUCACCUCGGGUUUCGGGUGCUUCACCAGCAUUCGAAAGGGAACAGAAACAAUAUAGCGUUCUCGCCGUGUGCCUUGGCCAGCAUUCUGGUUGCGCUGUAUGAAGGAUCGGCCGGACAGAGUGCGGCCGAGUUGCACGAACAGCUGGUAGUGCCGUACGACAAGGAUGUGUUGCGGGUCGGUUAUAGGGACAUCCAUCGCAGACUGCGCAGCUAUUUCUACCAAAGGGAAAAUCUAUUAAAUGGGCUUAGUUUGAGUAGUGAAAAUAUAACGAUAAGGCCGGAGUAUGAAUCGGUGCUUAAGUUUUAUGGGUACGAUUUGGAAAAUAUACCCGAGAUGCGAACGCCAACUACCACAACUCCACCACCGUCCACGAUGACGGAACUGGAAACGGAUGAUACGACGACCGAUGCAGCGACCGAAAUGGGAAAUUCGACGGAGUCGAUGGAUUUUUCCACCACCAUGAUGGCAUCUCCUGAGGAGUCAACUACGGACAGUACGGUUGAUGGAUUAACAACAACGACGGAGGCAUCCGAGACCACGGACGAAACUGUCGACGUGGAUACGGGUACGACUAUUCCAUCCGAACCAGCGGAGGAAACUACCACGAUAGCGGAAACAACGGAAGAAACUUCCGAAACCUCAACAGUGGAAGGCGACGAACCCACCGAAGCAACGGGUGGUGAAAAGCGUCGCCGAAAUCUACGCAAACGUGGACAGCGCUUACUCCAGCGCCGCAAUCCAAACUCAUCCCAACGGAGACGAUCGCUUCGUCUGAAGCGUCAGCCGGAAGAGAUCGAUAUCAUCAGCCAUCAACGAUUUCUGCAAAACUUUCUACUGCAGGACGUAACAACCGGUGCGCCACCAAUCCUUGCUACGUCCGCAUUUCUUCCCGGCGCGACAGACACCACGGGUCGGAAGAAUCCUUUCCUUCAGCAACCGGAUGCGUAUCGCUUGCUGGAUGAUACGAUCGAGCACAACUUCUAUCUGACCGAAACGGAUAUUGUGAAGGUACCGUACAAGGUGUACAACACGAUCCUGAAGUAUGCUUACAUCGAAAGGCUGCAAUCGACCGUUAUCGAGCUGGAGUUGGAUUCCGAAGAUUACAAGCUGCUCAUCGUACUGCCCGACUACGAGUUUGGGUUGGGCAAUGUGUUGAAGUUGCUGCAGAUAGGCGAAAAUGUGCCGAGCCUGCGUGAAAUAACUGAUCAGAUGAGCCCAACCUGGGUGAAAACGAUCGUGCCGAAGUUUAAUCUCAAGGGAAACAUCAUCCUGACGAGCGAUCUGCAAAGCCUGGGUGUUAACGAUAUCUUUGAACCGUCCCGGGCUGACUUCUCCCUCAUGACGGAUGAUCCCUCAGUCUACGCGAAGCACAUCGAACAAUCGAUCAACGUUAACAUCCGGACGCAUUCGCUGCAGCAGCUAAAGCGGUUUACAUCGCUUUACAAAAACCCGGUCGAGCUUGCCGUCAACUAUCCGUUUCUGUUCUGCAUCUUAGAUAACGAGCUAGAUUUGGCGCUGAUGGUCGGAAGAAUACUAAAUCCACUGAACGCACGCAUACACUAA
Messenger RNA from Anopheles marshallii, 1782 nucleotides. RefSeq lists its product as uncharacterized. NCBI's taxonomy places the organism in Eukaryota, Metazoa, Arthropoda, Insecta, Diptera, Culicidae. The record is from RefSeq and is a predicted model, not a curated record. The transcript has 4 exons. The coding region runs from base 1 to 1782 and encodes 593 amino acids. Gene Ontology annotation, molecular function: serine-type endopeptidase inhibitor activity.